AUGGCAGCUUCAGGAGGCCUUGAGCAUCAAGAUGAAGAUGGCCUCUGUGGAGUAGGGCUCCCACCAAUUAGGAAUAACGCAUAUAGAAGUCCUGUCGGAAGAAGAGGUAUCGGAGAGACAAUAAGUUUGUUAUUCGGUCAGAAGUUCUCACCAAAUGCGUCGGCCAUUCUACCCCGGGUCACUCCCAAGGCUUCGUCACGAACUCCACGCCUGCCUACUCGCCAGGGCAUAGUUUCUACCCUAGCUACUCUUCAUCUUACCGAUGAUGAGUAUACAGUCACCGGCGCAAAGCGUCCACGAUUCCUUAGAGCUUGCAAGGGAGCUCUAUUGGCAAUGAGGGAGGGUUACGAAGCUUCAGAUGGUUUCAUUAACUCUGCAGGUAUUGCCGACGUUCAUUAUUCGGAUGUGGAUAUAGGAAGUUUAGAGUUGGGCAUUGGAGAUGUUGGAGCACUGCAUAUAGAUGGGCACGAUGACCCAACAGAAUAUCUGCCUGUGAGUUAUCCCCGGGGAGGCACAACUCCAUCACUACCCGAAUGGAGAAACCUACAGCCAAUGCUCGGUCUGGGUCUGGGGUCUGGAACAGACUCACACCGCUUGGCGACAGCCCAGUCGGGUUUUAUGAUCGCCGAGCCAAGAAGCUCACCGAGUGCAGGUGCUUUUUCAUCGGCACCGGGUGGUACUUACGGAGGUUCUGACAAGUUCUGUUGA
Sclerotinia borealis F-4128 is the source of this 708-nucleotide messenger RNA. The record is from the annotation of a GenBank genome assembly. Lineage: Eukaryota; Fungi; Ascomycota; Leotiomycetes; Helotiales; Sclerotiniaceae.